Molecule: messenger RNA, 450 nt
Organism: Cutaneotrichosporon oleaginosum
Lineage: Eukaryota; Fungi; Basidiomycota; Tremellomycetes; Trichosporonales; Trichosporonaceae
Source: RefSeq, a predicted model, not a curated record
AUGACAAUCCUCCACAUCGUCCUCUCCGUCCUCGACUGGCUCUGCAUGCCAUUCUCCCGCGCAUCUGAAUCGGACUCAGAAACCUACGUCUCGCCGCGGGGCAUCUGGGAGAACUCCGGCGUCAUAUGGAUCGAGCCCGUGCUGGACCCUAGCUUCCGCGUCCUUGCCGUGCGGCACGCCGACGGCGCCGGUCCGCCGCCGUCUCACGAACACCCCUAUCCGCCGCAACUCUCGUCACAAGCCCCUUCCACCCUUAUAUGGGUCUGCCCCGAACUCGACCCGAGCUUCAAAGUCCACGGCGUGCGGCCCAUCGGCGCGGGCGGCGCGAGACCUAGUAAAAAGUUCGAGUUCAGCGACUCGGAGAGCGACGACGACGACGAGCCCGCCUCGGCUCCACAGACAGCGUGGGAGCCGUGGCACCGGUUGACGAAGCUGGAAACUUCUGCGUAG